Molecule: messenger RNA, 1061 nt
Organism: Ipomoea nil (Japanese morning glory)
Lineage: Eukaryota; Viridiplantae; Streptophyta; Magnoliopsida; Solanales; Convolvulaceae
Product: ethylene-responsive transcription factor ERF017-like
Exons: 1
Coding region: 115-777 (220 amino acids)
Biological process (GO): regulation of DNA-templated transcription
Molecular function (GO): DNA-binding transcription factor activity; DNA binding
Source: RefSeq, a predicted model, not a curated record
CUCCUCUAUCCAUCUCCCUCCCUGCCUUCUCGAUCCAUCUCAUAUACAACCAAAUUAAAUACCUUCAAUCCAUAAACUCUGCGUUUUCUAAUUUCAGAUCAAUUCUAAUUAGUAAUGGUGAAACCCGAGAAAGCAAUAAAGAACGAUAACGUUUCGACUUCAUCGCCGUCGUCUUCUUCAUCUUCUCCUUGUAAGUACAGGGGUGUGAGGAAGAGGAAUUGGGGGAAGUGGGUGUCGGAGAUUAGGCUCCCAAACAGCCGGGAACGGAUUUGGUUGGGCUCCUUCGAUUCGCCGGAGAAGGCGGCGAGGGCCUUCGACGCCGCCCUUUUUUGUCUGCGCGGUAAAAAUGCCAAUUUUAAUUUCCCCGACAACCCUCCCGACAUCGUCGACGGCAACUCCAUGAGCCUCGCCCAGAUUAAGGUGGCCGCCGCCAAUUUCGCCAACUCGGAGCCACCCCCAAGGGCCGCCGGAGCGAUGGAACAGCAGGUUUCCGAUCCCUCCACUUCGCUUUCUUCCGGCGCCGAGUCGCCGUCGCCGUCGGUUUCCGACGGAGCCGUCCACCAAGCCGAAGGUGAAAUGACCGAAACCGCCCUGGAUCACGGCUUUCUUCAACGCUUCUCAUCAUUGGGUGGUAAUGCCAAUAACGCCGUUACGGAUUUCGGAUACUUUCCCGGGUUCGACGAUUUCUCAAAUGACUAUUAUGUCCCUCCGAUGCCCAUUCCCGACACCGACUACGUAGAAGAAACCUACGACGGAUCAUUCCUCUGGAAUUUCUAAAGCCGCGCGUGUUGUGAAGUGAUAAAAACUAAAAAGGGCAAUCAAAUGACUGAUUGAUUCCGGAAUUUUUUUUUUGCCACUGGAAUCAAUGUCAUUCUUGUCCUUUCACAUUUAAUCGGAUAUCCCCCUCGCGCGGUGUUACUAUACGUUCAUCCAAAAUGUCUUUAGUAUUCAUCAAAAUUUGUAUUCUACGUGACUGCAUUUUCAAUUUAGUGAAUAGGAUCAUGUCUUUUUUAUGACAGUCAUGUCUAAUUUAAUUAAUGUAUAUGAUCGUAAUAUAGUUA